Molecule: messenger RNA, 2451 nt
Organism: Ectocarpus sp. CCAP 1310/34
Lineage: Eukaryota; Phaeophyceae; Ectocarpales; Ectocarpaceae
Source: the annotation of a GenBank genome assembly
CCAGUUCAUGGAAGGCCAAGAUGCCCGUCACACGCGACGUCCUUCGAAGCUUCGGCCGUUCCGCCAGGACAACCCUGCUGGCUGACACCGCAACUUCUGCAGCAGUGAGGGCGAAGGUCGAGGACUUCAGGGCCGGCGAGAAGUGGGCAAAGAACUUCGUGAAGCGCAACAACAUCCACAGCGUGCGACUUCAUGGCGAGGCUGGUAGCGUCAACAUGGCGGCUAUCAAGGAGGGCAUGGACGAAGUCAGGGCCCUUUGCGCGAAGUACCCGGCUAGGUUCAUCUUCAACGUCGACGAGACAGGCCUCCAGUGGAAGCUCCUGCCCAGGCGCACGUACCUUUCCACCUCGGAGGAUCGGAAGACGGCGCGGGGUUCAAAGAGCAUGUACUUCAAGGACCGACUGUCUGCCUUCAUGUGCUGCAACGCCGACGGCACUGCGAAGGUUGACAUGGCCAUCAUCGGGAGGGCAAAGGAACCCCGCUGCUUCAAGAGCGCGCCUUCACCUCUCAAGUACUACUCGCAAACCAACGCGUGGUCCGACUCUGCGACGUUCCUCAAGUGGUGGCUUCAAGUCUUCCUCCCGUUCGUUCGGCGCUUCACUCACGAACCUGUGCUGCUGCUGAUGGACGGCUGUGCCUCUCACGGUGAUCUCGUGGAUGACCGGGGGCAAGUGACCGUCAAGUUCUACCCUCCGAAGUGCACCUCCGUACACCAGCCCAUGGAUCUGGGGAUCAUUGCCAAGACGAAAGUGGUCUUCAGGAAGGAGUUGCUCGACGUGAAGACAUCAACUAUGUUGGUGGCUGACACACUUCGCGCCCAGGCGAAAGCCCGCAAGAUGAAGGCCGGGACAAUGGGGCUGGCGCAAGGGCACCAACCUCAUCUGCGGGACGCCGCAGAACUUCUCAAGAAAGCAUGGGCCAGCAUCACCGCCCAGGAUAUCGCCAGGUGCUUUGUCAAGGCCGACACGCUUCCGUCAGAGAUGGCGGCUGAGCUCACCACACAACACGGAAAGACCCGGUUCAGCAUCGCCGAGCCUGACCUGAAGGCUCUCACGGAGACCGUCAACAAGUUGAGCACGAGCGUCGGCGAAGCGCAAAAGCAAGGAGCCGGCAUCGUAGACGAGGAAAUCAGCGAGCUCUUCGCAGAACUCGACAUCGAACCCGGAAAGCCGGUCGAGGAAGAAGCGGUGAGCGCGAUUCGGGGGUGGGCUACCAUCGAGGACGACGAGGAGGUGACGGAGGCUCUUCGACUGGACGCAGCGGACGAAAUGGCGGAACUGCUGGCUGGAAUGCAAGUGACUACCGGCGGUGAUGAGGAGGACGAAGUGGAGGGCAGUGACGAUGACAACUCGGGGCCCGAGCGCCGUGCUCCACCCGAUUAUACUGAGCUGUCGCCUCACUUCAGCGUCCUGGAAGCGGCAGCAGAUGAGAGUGGCAACGCAGACGCGGCGUUCUUCCUAACGAAAGCGAAGAUGGCGAUGAUUGCAGCGCAUUCCGCUAGGCGGGUGCGCCAGGCAGACAUGAGAGAGUUUGUUGCUGGUACAGAGUAAGGUUGAAGGGCAGCUGGUGUUGCAAUGUUGCAAUGGUUGUUUGCUUUUCUUCCGGUGCGCUUCCUGUCGUGUUUUUCUCUGUCACCGUUUUUUCUUGUCACAUCCAAGGGGGUGCGCCAGGCAGACAUUACAGAAUUGCUGCUACGUUGCGAGGGCGGGGAGAACAGCUGUGGUAGAGUACAGUACUUAUGUAAUGGUCAUUUAUUUUCCGUGCGGUGCGCUUCCUGUCGUGCUUGUGUUCUUGGGGUUGUUUUAUUCUUUCUUGCGACAUCCAAGGGCGCCAGGCAGACGUUACAGAAUUGCUGCUAUCAUACGUUGCGAGGGCGGGGAGAACAGCUGUGGGGAGUUCGUUAUCUUCUUUACCCCUUUUUUAGAUUGCAUCUGCUUUUGUUGUGUGCUCAUGUAAGGAGCACUACAUCCGUCCAUGUUUUAUCUCCAAAUGUACACCGGGUGCAUGCAUGAGCGUCUUUUUUUCGCUGUCCAGGGGUGCCUUUGAGGUUGCCUGAAGAAUAAUAGUGCUACGGCCUUCUUGCAAUACAACACAUAAUUUGAUAGCGAGGUGAACUUUUACCGGGCAGCACAGUCUACGGUUGAAAGGCAGCAGCAACGUUUCACUAGCGAGUGCUUGCGCUGAGGUGGGAAAAGAACAACUGCUGUGCAACAAAUCUAUCUGGUCAAUCAAAUUAAUUUUAAUGUGCCCAAUGCCGUGUUUUCGACAGUUCAAGAGCUCCACGAAACUUAAUGAAGGCCGCCCACGUCGCCCACCCCACGAUUGGUCCAAAUACCGUUCGUUCGGUACUCUGUCAGCCCCGCAAAGCGCAAGCGCUGCACUCUGAAGUCGAACAGUCCUGAAUAGUGCCAAGCCGGCACUGUAGAGGGAUUAUCAGGCCCUGAAAAGUGC